CGUCAGACGCCCGCCAGUCCCGCGUGUCCCUCGUUGCUGUGGUGACUGCUCAGCGGGCGCCGCGGAACUUGAGCCCGGGAGCUCCGAACCUCAGCAGCCACCGUGGUUCCACAGAUCUCUUAGAAGAAUGAAGUCCUCUCUGAUGCCUCUGGGUCCUCCUGUGAGCCGAGACCGUGUUAUCACCAACUUUCCUAAGUGGUACACACCUGAUGCCUGCCUGCAGCUCAAGGAGCACUUCCAUGGGCAGGUCAGCACCGCCUGCCAGUGCAGGAACACAGGAACUGUCGGGCUUAAACUCUCCAAGGUGGUUGUUGUUGGCGAUCUCUACGUGGGGAAGACUAGCCUCAUCCACAGGUUCUGCAAGAAUGUUUUUGACCGUGACUACAAGGCCACUAUUGGAGUAGACUUUGAAAUUGAGCGUUUUGAGAUUGCUGGGAUUCCCUACAGCCUGCAGAUCUGGGACACAGCUGGGCAGGAGAAAUUCAAGUGCAUUGCAUCUGCCUACUACCGCGGUGCCCAGGUGAUCAUCACAGCAUUUGACCUCACUGAUGUGCAGACUCUGGAACAUACCAGGCAGUGGCUAGCUGAUGCCUUGAGGGAAAAUGAGGCGGGUUCCUGCUUUAUCUUCCUUGUGGGAACCAAGAAGGACCUUUUGUCAGGGGCAGCAUGUGAGCAGGCUGAAGCGGAAGCUGUCCACCUGGCCAAUGAGAUGCAAGCUGAGUACUGGUCAGUGUCAGCCAAGACAGGAGAGAACGUGAAGGCAUUCUUCAGCCGUGUUGCUGCCCUGGCAUUUGAGCAGUCAGUUCUGCAGGACCUGGAGAAGAGGCACAGCACCCGGCCUCAGGUCGGCGACGGAGACCUCAUUCGAAUGGAGGGAAGUAUAUUAGAGACCCAGGACAGCAAGAAGUCCCCCACCCUGAGCUGCUGUUAGCUGGGCCCAGUGUCAGAGGCAUCCACUUUCUGCAUGGGCAGUGGCUUCUGUGACUUUUGGAGGGGUGACAUGGAGUCUAAAUUCUGCGGUGUGUCUGUCCUCAAACUGUGGUGGGUCUGUCAGGUGGCCUGAGCUCAUCCACUUCUCUUUAACAGGCUGGGAGCCAUUGGCUGCUGAGUGUUCUGCACUGCCUGACUACUGGGGCACUUCAGUGAUCUGAGAGACCAGUCCUACCUGCAGGAACAGCAGACAGUCACCGGUGUCUCUCAAGGCCUCGGUUCUGCACUAAGAAUACCACAGUGCUGACCCCACGUCCAUCACCCAUGGCCCACAUUGGUAGUCAAUCAUGGUGCUGUGUCCUGGAGAUCUAGAUAGGGCCUCAGAACUGGUUCCCUUGCAAUGUUCCAGGAACCAGGACUUUGUCUGAACUGAAAGGAACCCACUGCUGUCCCACUUGGGAGUUUUCUAUGAUCAAUAUAAUUUGAAGUUCUG
This is a messenger RNA of Dipodomys spectabilis (banner-tailed kangaroo rat), 1423 nucleotides long. RefSeq names its product RAB36, member RAS oncogene family (gene Rab36). Lineage: Eukaryota; Metazoa; Chordata; Mammalia; Rodentia; Heteromyidae. The record is from RefSeq and is a predicted model, not a curated record. Gene Ontology annotation, molecular function: GTPase activity; GTP binding. The coding region runs from base 128 to 931 and encodes 267 amino acids. The transcript is spliced from 11 exons.